CCCACGGGUGGAGAAAACCCCUUACAUAGAACAGGUAUGAAGCUCCCUGCCGGCCCCAGCGCCACCCUCAAAACCAACCAAGGAACAGUGCUGCUUUCAAUUCCUAUCUCCCCCAAAGGUCUUUCUGCCGGUGUUCCCCCAGAGUGUUUUUCCCUCCUGGGGAUGCACGCCCCCUUUCGCCAGUGGGGCUGCACCAGUAUAGGAGCUAGGAGCACACAUAGGAGAGGUGGGGGAGUUAGAGUGGUCCAGGGAAGGGGGCGGGACUAGGAGGGACAAAUGGCUCCGCCCCACCCUGGGUGGAGGCUUCGCCGUCGUCGUAUAUAAGAUCCAGAGCGAGGCUGCAGUUGCUAGUUGGUGUGCCCUUGCUUUGCAUAUCUCUUUCUGUUUUCUCUCUCUCUCCCUCGACCCCGCCCGUCCGCGAGUUCGGAGUUCGAUUGCGCGUGUCCCCAUCCGUUUGUCCGAGUUCCCCACAGCUAUCGCCGGCGCUGACCAUGGAGCGGCUGACGGUAAAAGCCUAUCUUAUGGGCAAGGAGGAGACGGCCCGCGAGAUCCGCCGCUUCACCUUGGACCCGGUCGACGGCCCAGGCCGCUGCGAGCAGCUUCUCCGACGCGUGGCCGAAGUGUUCCCGGCGCUGCGGCCCGGAGGCUUCCAGGCGUACUACCGAGAUGAAGAUGGGGACCUGAUUGCUUUUUCCAGUGAUGAGGAGCUAGGCAUGGCCAUGUGCUACAUUAAAGAAGAUAUCUUGCGGAUAUAUGUUAAAGAGAAAAAGGAGUGUAAACGGGAGCAUCGUCCCCCUUGUGUCCAGGAGGUUCCCACCAACAUGGUGCACCCCAACGUGAUCUGUGAUGGCUGCAAUGGGCCAGUGGUGGGGAAUCGCUUCAAAUGUACCAUCUGCCCUGACUACGACCUGUGCAACGCCUGCGAGGCCAAAGGCCUUCACAAAGAGCAUAACAUGAUCCUCUUUCAGAAUCCCUUCAACCACCCUGAGUGGAUUUCUCGCCGACGUUGGCUUCAGAAGAUGAGACAUGGGCCGAAUUUCCCAGCUUUUGGUGGAUGGAUGCCAGGCUGCUGGGGAUUCUUUCCUCCUGAUGCCCUGAAUCAGAUUGCUGCCCAGGCCCAAACGAACAGGACUCCCCCCAAUACAGGAGCAGAACAAGCUAGUACCAGUUCACAACAGGACCCCAAUGUCACCUUCCUGCAGAAUGUAGGUGAAAGUGUGGCUGCUGCUCUUAGCCCUCUGGGGAUUGAUGUUGACAUUGAUGUGGAGCAUGGUGGGAAAAGGAGCAAAGUGACUCCAUCCUUCUCUCAGCCCAGCAGUGAGGAGAAGGGGAGCCCUCAACCAAGCAGUUCCUCCUCCAGUCAGAGCCAAGCAAGCACCCAAAAUUCUGAAAUGGAAAUGACCCUCUCUGAGAAAAUGCAGAAGAUAAUUUUGGCCUCUUGCAUGCAAGUGGAUAAGAAUCCCUUAGCUCAAGAACAGACAGAGACUGGAAAUUCUUCAGGAGGUGAUGAUGACUGGACUCACUUGUCUUCUAAAGAAGUGGAUCCUUCCACAGGUGAACUUCAGUCCCUACAAAUGCCAGAAUCAGAUAGUACAAACUCCAUGGAUCAUUCUCCAGCGGGGCCUACAGGGCUCAGGGAAGCUGCAUUAUACCCACAUCUUCCACCAGAAGCAGAUCCUUGCUUGAUUGAGUCGCUCUCCCAGAUGUUGUCCAUGGGCUUCUCCGAUGAGGGAGGCUGGCUCACCAAACUCUUGCAGACCAAGAACUACGACAUUGGAGCCGCUCUCGAUGCCAUCCAGUAUUCCAAGCAUGCACCCCAUCCCUAAAUGAGAUUACUGCUCUUCUAAAACUCCCUCAACCCAACUUUUCUGUCUAACCCCAUGACCUGAGUUAAGCUCGUCUUUGUGAAGGUUAUUUCUGUGUUCAGUCAUGUUAGAAAAGCCAUAUUGUUAGUUCACUUUUUGCUUAGACUGUUGUGAGCACCAGAGCACCCACCUCUGACCCUUACUUCAAAGGGGAAGACAGGAAACAAAGGAUGAUGGAACUAGCUUCUGACUGAAGAAACUGGGAGGGCAUGAAAUGAAAGGUCUUUGUUUCCAUUUUCCUUUAGCUGUGGUGUAAGAGAAUUGUACUAGGUUUGUCAGUUGUAGUAAACCUCUAGCCAUUCUGCAGUUAAAACAGUUAAACUUGUGAAGAAUUAAUGUUGCUUUUUGGUGGGAAAAAUUGCCAUAUCCAACACCAUUCAUUCAAUAAACAUUUAUUCAGCCUU
This is a messenger RNA of Monodelphis domestica (gray short-tailed opossum), 2269 nucleotides long. It is a transcript of the gene SQSTM1, whose product is annotated as sequestosome 1. Gene Ontology annotation, molecular function: K63-linked polyubiquitin modification-dependent protein binding; zinc ion binding; protein kinase C binding. Gene Ontology annotation, cellular component: aggresome; amphisome. Gene Ontology annotation, biological process: aggrephagy; mitophagy; endosome organization. The record is from RefSeq and is a predicted model, not a curated record. Lineage: Eukaryota; Metazoa; Chordata; Mammalia; Didelphimorphia; Didelphidae.